Acipenser ruthenus (sterlet) is the source of this 3741-nucleotide messenger RNA. RefSeq names its product origin recognition complex subunit 1-like. Gene Ontology annotation, biological process: mitotic DNA replication checkpoint signaling; DNA replication initiation. The transcript has 19 exons. Bases 294 to 3104 code for a protein of 936 amino acids. NCBI's taxonomy places the organism in Eukaryota, Metazoa, Chordata, Actinopteri, Acipenseriformes, Acipenseridae. Gene Ontology annotation, cellular component: nuclear origin of replication recognition complex. The record is from RefSeq and is a predicted model, not a curated record. Gene Ontology annotation, molecular function: chromatin binding; DNA replication origin binding; ATP binding.
UCCUGGUCCUGGACGAUGUCACGGUCUGCAGUGUUUCUGCCGCGGGAAAAUGUGACUUGUACGGACCUUAGAGGAAGUUAGACGAUUAACUAACUGCACAGAUCGGUUAUUAAAUUAUACUUGAUGUGUUUGCGUGACUGGAGCUGAGUUACGUGCGGAUGUAUUUUAACAGUUGCACUUGAAGAUUAUUAAAGUGUUUUACUUUUUCCACUGCGAUAGUGUUUUUGUGUUCUAGGCUGCAUCUCAGUAUCUUCAGUUUUAUUUCACUUUACCACUGCUUUGAGAAAAGAAGGAUGAGCCGCUACUUUACAAGACUGAAGAAAAGACGAGUGUAUUCCUGGAUUGGGAGGCCAUCCACCAUAGACAGGAAACUUAAACACGUGUUUUAUGAGGGUUUAUGUAUUAAAACUGAUGGGAAUGCUAACACCGGCUGCAUCAGGCCCGGGCACUAUAUCCUGAUUGAAGGAGAUGAAGACCGAUCCUAUGUAGCAAAGCUCCUCAAACUGUAUGACGAUGGCACUGGCACAAGAUCCAGCAAGCAUGCAGAGGUGCAGUGGUUCGUCCGGUUCCACGAGGUCCCCCAGAACAAGAGGAAGCAGCUGGGCAGAGACCCCCACCCCAAUGAGGUCUUCCUGUACGAGAUCCCCAACUGUGACAGUGACAUCGACGCAGAGACCAUCAUCACCACAGUCCAGGUGCAACACCUGGAGGAGGACUCCCCUUUCCCUGCUGCUCAAAGCCAGGAGAACCCUCUCUAUGUCAAGCUGUCCUGGGACGGGAAGAACUUCAGUCCUGUGAAUCUGGACCUGCUGCUGCAGAGCGGAGGUAAACCCAUGCUGCCAGCUAGCUCCCACACAGACAGCCUGCCCAAACCAGAUCUGGAGGUCUCAAGGGGGCUGGCUGUGGACUCUCCAAGCCGACCCACCCGGAGCGCAAGACAGCAGCACAGCUCCACCUCCAAAUACUCUCAGUCCAAGGAGCUCAGCGACAGGCAGCCCAGCAAUGUGAUCUCCACCCCCACCGCGCGCAAGAAGCUUCAGCUCAGCAAUUCUGUUAAGCCCCCGGGGUCCAAGCUGACCCGGGAUGACGUUCUGGCCGAGUUGCUCGACGAGGACAGAGCGGUCAGCUCGCUGGAGGCUGAAGUGACCAGGAGGAGGGCUGUGGCCAGCAAGCCGUCUAGCUCCCCGUCGAAGAAACCUCGAGACCUCUGUAUCCGCCUCUCUCCCAUUCGUGGCGGCCAGAUCACGCAGGACCACCAGCUCGCCAACAGGAUCCAGAUAGGGCCCCGGCUACAGCCAGAGGAGCUGGUCAAGAGAACACUGAAACGAGAGAGCGGGGCAGAGUCCACAGAGGAUUUAGCUGGGAUCUCCCCUCUGGAAAGUAAGGUGCCUGAGGGCUGGACAAGGGGGUCAAACCCCCCCCGUAAGAAAGAAGCGACCCCAAGAAAAAGCAGUGUGAAAUCACAGAGAAAAGGUGAGACUCCCUCGAAGAGAAAAGACUCAAUCAAAAAAGAUGCACCUCUCGAUAUUCUGAUUGAGGAUGGCGGAGAGGCGGGGGGGCCUGUGGUGACGAUGACCCCGAGGUCCAGGAGGAAAUCUGCGCAGGUCUCUUCCGCUCGCAUUCGGCAGCAACUAAAUUAUUUAAACAGGAACCAGAGUACUGACUUUGAUGUCGACGAUGAUGAGGAGGACGUAUUCCUGCCUACAAAGAAGGACCUGAGGAGCAGCAGUGAGGAGGAGAGCGAGAGCGAGAGCGAGAGCGAGAGCGAGAGCGUCACGGGCAGGAGGGGCAGCCGCAGUGCUGUGCCCCGUACCCCCAGAUCCUCUCGCAAGGCCCCGUCCAGAACACCAGCCAAGACGCCCAACAAAACACCACGCAGAACACCCAGCAAAACGCCUGUUCCCAGGACACCGCGAACCCCACGGCACGCGACUCCCAGCAUUCCCAGCAGGACCCAGCCAGCCAGGAAGCCGGGGAAUGUGCUGGAAGAAGCGAGAGCGAGACUGCACGUCUCCUCCGUGCCGGAGUCCCUGCCCUGCAGAGAGCAGGAGUUCCAGGACAUCUUCAACUUUGUGGAGAGCAAAGUCAUGGACGGGACUGGAGGGUGCAUGUAUAUCUCAGGUGUGCCGGGCACAGGUAAGACAGCCACCGUUCACGAGGUGAUCCGCUGCCUCCACCAUGCGGCAGAGCAGGACGAGCUCCCCUCCUUCUGCUUCAUCGAGAUCAACGGCAUGAAAAUGACAGAGCCGCACCAGGCCUAUGUACAGAUACUGCAGAUGUUAACCGGGCAGAAGGCCACUGCAGAGCACGCUGCCGCCCUGCUGGAGAAGCGCUUUAGCACCCCCGCCCCUAAGAGAGAGACCACGGUGCUGCUGGUGGACGAGCUGGACCUGCUGUGGACUCGGAAGCAGAACGUGAUGUACAACCUGUUCGACUGGCCAACACACCGGCAAGCCAAGCUGGUGGUCCUGGCCAUCGCCAACACCAUGGACCUGCCCGAGAGGAUCAUGAUCAACAGGGUGGCCAGUCGCUUGGGUCUCACCAGGAUGUCCUUCCAGCCGUACUCUUACAAGCAGCUGCAGCAGAUCAUCACCUCACGCCUGAACCGGGUCCGAGCCUUCGAGGAUGACGCCCUGCAGCUGGUCUCCAGAAAGGUGGCGGCUCUGUCUGGGGAUGCGCGGCGAUGUCUGGAUAUCUGCCGCAGAGCCACGGAGAUCUGUGAGUUCUCCAGCCAGCGCAGCGGCUCGGGGCUGGUGGCAAUGAGCCAUGUGAUGGAGGCCCUGGAUGAGAUGUUCUCCUCCCCCUACAUCACUGCCAUCAGGUGUGCCUCCGUUCAGGAGCAGAUCUUCCUGAAGGCUGUUAUUGCUGAGUUCCGCAGGCUGGGGCUGGAAGAGGCUACCUUCCAACAGGUGUUCCGGCAGCACCUGGCUCUGUGCCGCGUCGAGGGCCUCUCGUCGGUCUGCAUGUCCGAGGGCCUCGCCACCUGCCUCAGGCUGGGAGCGUGCCGGCUGCUGCUGCUGGAGUCCAGCCACCGGGACCUGCACCUGCGCGUGCGGCUCAACGUGAGCCAGGACGACGUGCUGUAUGCGCUCAAGGAGGGCUAGAGAGGGGAGGGGGAGAGUGCCUGGUACUGAGAGGACCAGCACUGGGAGGUUUCAGGACACUGCAUAAAGAACUGAGGUUUGACUGGGAAUGGAUUUUAUACUGCCCAACCCUAAAGGUAAAAUGAAUUUGCGGGACUAAUGUUUUGGCGAAUGCCUUCAGUAGUGCCGAGCUGAAGAAGCGUGUGGUGUAUAGUCGGUAUACAUUGCAGCUUCAAUCAGGGUGCCCCUGCAACCCUGGAUAUGUACGCUGGGACACCACAGCACUUGUCUUGUACUGGAAUUGUGGCACCAGUGGAGGCCUUUAUCACUGGUAAUUGUUUAUGGAAAAUAUAGUUAAAAUGAAUAGCUUCUUUAAGAAACUUAACUGAAAAAAACCUGACAGUGCAGCAGUGGCUGUGAUGGGCUCUGCUUUCCUGUCACCACUUAUUACCUAGGUACUCCUGGCUGCUGUGCAAUAAGAGUCUUCUUUCCAUCCCUGUGUGUUUCUGUUGUUUCUUUUUAAGUCCCAUUUUCAACUCAAACAACUGAAACACAGCUUUUUAAUAUAGAUGUGUGUUUUUCUCAAUGUGGUCUUAACUAAAAAAAAAGAAUGGACUUGUAAUAAUUGAAUAUGUAUAAUAAAGAAGUUUUAAUUAGA